CCGCUCACCCGAGCGAGCGAGCUCAGGCUGUCCGCAACGCCAGAGGUGCGGGCAGCCCCGGGCACUGCAUCGGCACGAAGGGUCCAUAUGCCAGUGUCCCCCUGUCAUGACAAGGAGCCUUCGACUUUAGGACUACCAACCAGACUCCCAGAAAUCAUGUUGGUAGGAUCCCAGUCCUUUUCACCUGGAGGGCCCAAUGGGAUCAUUAGAAGCCAGUCCUUCGCGGGUUUCAGUGGCCUUCAGGAAAGGCGAUCCAGGUGUAAUUCCUUCAUUGAAAAUUCCUCAGCUCUUAAGAAGCCUCAGGCCAAACUGAAGAAAAUGCACAAUUUAGGACACAAAAACAACAACCUUCCCAAAGAGCCUCAGCCUAAAAGGGUGGAGGAGGUCUACAGGGCCUUGAAAAAUGGACUUGAUGAAUAUCUGGAGGUUCACCAGACAGAGCUGGACAAGUUGACAGCUCAGUUAAAAGAUAUGAAAAGAAACUCUCGCCUGGGUGUGCUGUAUGACCUAGACAAGCAAAUUAAAACCAUUGAAAGAUACAUGAGACGCCUGGAGUUUCACAUCAGUAAGGUAGAUGAACUCUAUGAAGCUUACUGUAUCCAAAGACGCCUCCAAGAUGGUGCCAGCAAAAUGAAGCAAGCCUUUGCAAAUUCCCCUGCCAGCAAGGCUGCCCGAGAGAGUCUGUCAGAGAUCAAUCGGAGCUACAAAGAGUACACAGAGAAUAUGUGCACCAUUGAAGCGGAGCUAGAGAAUCUGCUGGGGGAAUUCUCCAUCAGGAUGAAAGGUCUGGCUGGCUUUGCUCGCCUGUGUCCUGGAGAUCAAUAUGAAAUUUUCAUGAAGUAUGGUCGACAGAGGUGGAAGCUGAAAGGCAAAAUAGAAGUAAACGGCAAGCAGAGCUGGGACGGAGAAGAAAUGGUUUUCCUGCCCCUGAUAGUUGGGUUCAUUUCCAUCAAGGUCACAGAGCUCAAAGGCCUGGCAACUCACAUCCUGGUGGGCAGCGUGACCUGCGAGACCAAAGAGCUGUUUGCAGCACGACCUCAGGUGGUGGCUGUUGACAUCAAUGACCUUGGCACCAUCAAGCUGAACCUGGAAAUCACCUGGUAUCCAUUUGACGUGGAGGACAUGACCCCAUCAUCAGGCACUGGGAACAAGGCGGCAGCUCUCCAGAGGAGAAUGUCCAUGUACAGCCAGGGCACCCCGGAAACACCCACCUUCAAAGAUCACUCCUUCUUUUCAAAUCUACCUGAUGACAUCUUUGAAAGUGGAAAGGCAGCUGAGGAGAAAAUGCCACUGUCUCUCAGCUUCAGUGACCUGCCCAAUGGGGACUGCACCCUCACCUCCACCUCAGUUGGCUCUCACUCCAACUCAUGCUCAGCAAAUCCAGAAAUUACCAUCACUCCUGCAGAGCGGAACCACAGCAGCCUGUCCUCCCAGAAUGAGGGCAUGGAUGACACCAGCUCAGCAUCUUCCAGGACCUCCUUGGGAGAAGGCCAAGAGCCAAAGUCACACCUGAAGGAAGGUACGCAGGAGCCUGGGAAACCCACCCCGGCCACGACUGAGGCUUGCUGCCAAUCCACGGGUGCCGGGGUUGAGCGCCUGUUCCUUGAGAAUGGUGUUGCGGAGGCACUUCUGCAAGAGUCCGAUGAGGCCUCUGAACUCAAGCCUGUGGAACUGGACAUGUCUGAAGGAAACAUCACAAAGCAGCUGGUCAAGAGACUCACCUCAGCAGAGGUGCCAGGGGUCACAGAGAGGCUGCUCUUUGAGGGCUCCAUCAGUGGAGAAUCCGAAGGCUGUAGAUCUUUUCUAGAUGGAAGCUUAGAGGAUGCCUUUAAUGGGCUUUUCCUUGUGUUAGAACCACAUAAAGAGCAGUAUAAAGAGUUUCAGGAUCUGAACCAAGAAGUUAUGCAUUUGGAUGAUAUUCUAAAAGGUACUAAACAUCUUGAGGAUCAGAAACUAAAUGAUGCUGCCUCUUGGACGGAGAUCACUGAGGGUGAAUGAGACAACUGUGAUUUAAAAGACUGAAAGGCAUUUUCCCAUGUGCUUUUGUGCCAUCUUGAGUGUCAGAGACAGAUCCCCACGAGAUCCUUCUUACCUUGUGCUGAGAAAUCGGCAAGGAGUGACACCUAACUGGAUGAAGGACAUAUAGUGCUUCUUACUUGCAGGACUUGUCCCGUUCAAUCCACCCCAGCAUCCUCUUGAAUAUUUGGAAAUGCUUUUCUCCAUUUCUGUGCCCAUAGCAACUGGAAUUAUUCUGUUUGUAGUGUUUCUGCUUAUGUCCGGUAAUAUAGAAUUCUCCAGUCUGUAGGAUGGGUUUGUUCUCAUAACUCCAGUUCCUCAUCAGGGAUGUAAUGGGACUUGUUCCUUCAAAGGCAGAGCUCCAGAGGAAGCAGGGCUACUUCUUGUCAUGACUGUGCCAUUCAUUGUCUCCUCGAUGCUUAAAGAAAAAAUUAUACACUGUGAAUAAACAUUAAAUGCACGACUUCUUACCUCGGGAGCAUGAGCUAGGUGAAUUUGAGCAGUUUUCUGUUUCUGGGAUUUGUUUUGUUAGUCCUUUAGAACAGAUGCCUUAGAUAGCUAGCUCCUGUCUCAGGACACUGAGGAUAUUGCCACUUGGAAUUAGAGACUGGUUAGUAUUCAGCUCUAAUUCAGUGACUCAACAUUUGUCUGCUGGUUGUACUUUACUUGGGAAUGAGCAUGAGGCAGAGGGAAUAUAGCUCUGUUUCCCAAGGCUUUCUGGUUGCCGGUUUUUUUGUUAUUUUUUUUUAACAUUCUGUUUUAAAAAUUUCAAGCAGAAGUAGAGAAAAUUAUAUAAUGUAUCCCAACGUGCCCAUUCUCCAACUUCCCCAAACUCAUGGCCAAUCUUGUUUCAUCUAUUCUUAUACCUGUUUACUUGCUUCUGGAUUAUUUUGGAACAAAUCCCAGAUAUUGUACCAAUUUAUCCAUGGUGGUACUUCUUUUUUGAAUAUGAAGAUGAUAAAUGCAUUUUUAAAAUGCCAACAAAAAAUAAAACUUGAAAAAAGAAAAUGUCA
Molecule: messenger RNA, 3029 nt
Organism: Galeopterus variegatus (Sunda flying lemur)
Lineage: Eukaryota; Metazoa; Chordata; Mammalia; Dermoptera; Cynocephalidae
Product: protein FAM65B-like
Exons: 14
Coding region: 88-1998 (636 amino acids)
Source: RefSeq, a predicted model, not a curated record